GACAGCUGGACCUACUUUACAAGCUUUCAGCUGCUGGACGUAGUUGUUCGAACACGUGUCGAAACCUUCAUCGGCUUAUACAUCGUGAGAAUGUCACGGCACAGCUACUGCACCCGAUUCCUGUACACCAUCGUGCCAGCUGAGCUUUACUGGAAUGAUGCCACCCUGGAUAAGCUGAACAUGGCUUUCGCUGCAGAUCUGCGUAUGUUGUACGAACAAGGAAUUACGGUCGACCCUCCUCUCGGGCCUACCAAGCUGCACUUUGCCGUGGUGGGUGUGAAAGGAGAUUGGGUCUACUUGCGAAAGGAAUGGUUCAACCUUGCAAUGGAUGCGCCGUGGCGCGCUCCGGGUAGGACCCGGACUCCAUUCAAAAGGGCGGGGUCGCCCUUGUUCACGGUGCCUGGGCUGAGAGAUCCAUCUCGUGCUUUGGUGGAUCCAGCCCACACAUGGCACAUCGGGUCACUAGGUUGCAUAUACGAACCGCGAAUCUGCACUUAA
Molecule: messenger RNA, 498 nt
Organism: Symbiodinium necroappetens
Lineage: Eukaryota; Dinophyceae; Suessiales; Symbiodiniaceae
Source: the annotation of a GenBank genome assembly